AGCUGACCACUGACAGCAAAUUUUCUGGUUCCUUUGCUCUGACAUAUUUACCAGCUGAAGGACUGGUGUAAUCUCAAAACUUCAAAGAACAGAGAGGAAAAACUCAGAAUCUGAAGCUGAAACACACUUUGAUUUUCUGUGGAGAAAGAGAAACCAGCAUAUUUACUGCUGCAAAGAGGACAACAAAGAACAUCUCACUAUGGAUCUCUGAAUUCCAGGAGAACUCGGGCUCUCGUCAUGAUAAGGUGAUGAAGAUUUUCUUUUUUUACUGAUCAACAGAGUAUCUGUUAGGUCUGCAUAAUGGAUGAACAUAAAUGCCAUGAAACAGUCCAAGCUGCAGCAGAAAGGAAGAAUGAUGUUUUACACUCAGCAGCAGAGCCAGAGACCAGAGCUGGAUUCUUAAGAUAUUUGCAUAAAAUUACACUGGAUCCAAACACAGCACAUAAAGAGCUCGUACUAUCUGAAGGGAACCGAAAAGCAACAUUAAAAGAAGGCGGACAGUUUUACUCUUGUCAUCCAGAGAGAUUCACUGAAUAUGAACAAGUGCUGAGCAGAGAGAGUCUGACUGGACGUUGUUACUGGGAGGUGGAGUGCAGAGGAGGAGCAGUUUAUGUAGCGGUCGCAUACAAGAAUUUCAGCAGAACAGGAGGUUUAUAUCACUGUGGAUUUGGACUAAAUGAGAAAUCUUGGGCAUUACGUUGUGACACAAACAGUUAUAUAUUUUACUACAACAAAGUCCAAACUGACCUCUCAGGUCCUCGGUCCUCCAGAGUAGGAGUGUACCUGGAUCACAGAGCAGGUAUUCUGUCUUUCUACAGCGUCUCUGAAACCAUGACUCUCCUCCACAGAGUCCAGACCACAUUCACUCAGCCGCUCUGUGCUGGACUUGGUCUUGUGUGUUAUGGAGUCACUGCUGAGUUCAUUCAAGUUGAGACUGAAACACUGGGUGGACUGAGCUUUUGCUGUUGUGGCCCCAAAAUUAAGGAAUAACUUGCCCCUCCAUGUUAGG
Messenger RNA from Haplochromis burtoni (Burton's mouthbrooder), 1009 nucleotides. RefSeq names its product tripartite motif-containing protein 16-like protein. Lineage: Eukaryota; Metazoa; Chordata; Actinopteri; Cichliformes; Cichlidae. The record is from RefSeq and is a predicted model, not a curated record. Gene Ontology annotation, molecular function: protein binding. The coding region runs from base 301 to 990 and encodes 229 amino acids. The transcript has a single exon.